Molecule: messenger RNA, 1224 nt
Organism: Aureobasidium namibiae CBS 147.97
Lineage: Eukaryota; Fungi; Ascomycota; Dothideomycetes; Dothideales; Saccotheciaceae
Exons: 2
Coding region: 1-1224 (407 amino acids)
Source: RefSeq, a predicted model, not a curated record
AUGGUUGGGAGAGGAUCAAGGUUCGUACAAGAACCACUACAUGUUUCUGAUACCAGUCUCUGCCAUGGUCAGCGUAUCGUUUUCCUUCGAGACUCUGCUUCCUCAAGCCGUUCAGCCAUGUUCACUCCUGCGUUGACUGCUUCUGAGGCUCAAUUUACCCUGUUCCCAUCCCCUUCACUGUCACUGCCGGCUAUCGCGCACACCACUCUCGUCCACGCAGUACGGCGAGAUGAUUCCUCGGAAGUCUUGACAAACGAUCAGACCUGUGGCUACACGAGUGGUGCGUGGUCUUCUGCUGUGACCUGCGGUCCACAGGCAUCUUGCACAUACUAUGCGGUCCCGAAUGCUCCGAACUUCGGCUGCUGCACCGAUGGUCAGGGCUGUGAUUAUGUUUCGACAUGUCUGGACUAUGGAGCAAAAGGAAACAUCAACACUUAUGCUGGUGUUGGACUCGGCAACCAGAAGUUCAUGUGUGGCUCGUUAAUUCCGUACUGCUCGACUCUUGUUCUCUAUGGCCAGACAUAUGGUCCUGGAUCCACUCAAUCUUACUAUUAUUACAGCUGUCAAGCAACGACUGCUCCACCCGUCAUUGCGUUCCAGACAACUUUCGACGAAAGAGACGCUGCUGCCAGUUCGACAACUGCCUCAACAUCGCCCACUACAAUAAAUCCUUCAUCGAGUCCUACCACUUCUACCACAUCAUCGAGUAGCUUGAAUUUAUCGAGCACUAUCAACAGCGUUCCAAACUCUUCGCAACCGACUCAGACAGCAUCAUCAGACGCAACGAAUCCGACCAAGUCAGAUGGCACUUCGACCUCAUCGAAUCUUCCAUCCUCGUCCAUCGCAAUGCCUUCAGCAACUUCGACCCAUCAAACAUCGUCCACCGGUCUCUCCCAAACUUCCCAAAUCGGCACCGCAGUCGGUGCAAGCAUCGGAGUGUGUAUACUCCUCGCUUCCCUUGCCUUCUGGUUCUACCGUCAUCGCAAAGCAAAAGCAGACAGGAAAUGGCUCAAUCAGCCUCCUCAAAGUUUUGAUGUCUAUCCUCAACACAUGGACAGCACCAAAUCAGCAUUUCCGUUCGACUAUAGAUCGACUUCUCAACGGACAAACUUCUCAGGGAAGUCGGAAGGAGGGAUGCAGACAAUAUACGAGCUUUCUACCACUGGUGGAACGCAUGAGCUUUCUUCUACUGGUAGAAUGUAUGAGCUGCCCGCUAAUCACUGA